GUGUUAGCAAUUGAAGCAGUCACAAGUGAAGAUGCUGGUACAUAUAAAUGCCUAGUGUCAAAUGCAGGGGGUGAGGCAAGUGCUGAGUUGAGAUUAACAAUAACGGCUCCUCUGCAAGUGGAUGUGGUACCAAACAUAAUGAGCGUUCAUAUGGGUGCAUCAGCUGAAUUUCGCUGUACAGUUACGAGCAAUGGAAUCUCAAUCGGAUUGCAGCACAUUACUUGGUACAAGGACGGUCGUCAGCUGCCGGGGACAAGUCGUUCCGGCGAUACAUUGCUGAUAACCGAUGUAGGGAGGGAAGAUAAAGGAAUGUAUCAAUGUGUUGUUCGGCGUCAGGAUGGUGAUAGCUUCCAGGCAGCGGCUGAACUUCAAUUAGGCGAUGCGCCUCCUGUCAUGCUUUACAGCUUUAUAGAACAAACACUACAACCCGGCCCAGCCGUCAGUCUGAAAUGCUCAGCAGCCGGAAAUCCGACACCGCAAGUUACAUGGACUUUGGAUGGAUUUCCACUUCCCUCGAAUGGCAGAUUUCUCAUUGGUCAGUAUGUAACAAUUCACGGCGAUGUUAUAAGCCAUGUCAAUAUAAGCCAUGUUAUGGUCGAGGAUGGGGGAGAAUAUUCGUGUAUAGCGUCAAAUCGUGCAGGAAAAAUUUCACACUCUGCCCGCCUCAACGUGUACGGCUUACCAUACAUUCGUCUAAUACCAAAGGUAACAGCUGUUUCUGGUGAAGUUCUACAUCUAAAGUGCCCUGUAGCGGGUUAUCCUAUUGAAGAAAUACAUUGGGAACGAGGAUGCUAUACGUCCAAUCCAGUUAUCAAUUUCAUUAUUAUGUCACUGUCUAUCUCUUUCUUCUCAUUUUCUAUCGUACUUCUAUACUUCUUCUUCUUCUUCUUCUAUUUCGUGUGUAUUUUUUUUCCAGUACCUCCUAUUAUUGAACCUUUCUCCUUUCAAGACGGUUUGGCUGAGGGUAUGCGAACGCGUACUGUUUGCGGCGUAUCUAGAGGUGAUGCACCGUUAACAUUGCGUUGGCUAAAAAAUGGUGAACCAUUGCCGGCUUCCUUAGGUGCAAAUGUAACUUCACUUGAUCAAUAUAGCUCCCUCCUUAGCAUUCCCUCCUUAUCUGCUAAACACUCCGGUGAUUACACUUGUGUCGCAAAAAAUUCAGGAGGAUCUGUUGAGUAUACAUCGCAAUUGAAUAUUAGAGUGCCUCCGCGCUGGAUUGUGGAACCAAGCGACGUGAGCGUGGAACGAAAUCGUCAAAUUGCCCUGCAUUGCCAAGCACAAGGCGUUCCCACGCCUGCCAUCGUUUGGAAAAAGACUACAGGAAGCAAAUCCGGGGAUUACGAAGAAAUUCGUGAAAAACAGUUUACAAAAUUACUAGCAAACGGCUCACUGUUACUACAAAACGUUAAAGAGGACCGGGAAGGAUUCUACCUUUGUCAAGCACAAAACGGCAUCGGUUCAGGUAUCAGCAAAGUGAUUCAACUAAAGGUUAACUCAUCUCCGUACUUCUCUGCACCUUCACGAAUUGUCACCGUUAAAAAGGGUGACACAGCAAUUUUGCAAUGCGAAGUAAAUGGCGAUAAGCCGAUUAAUGUACUUUGGCUUCGUGCUGGGAAACAUGAACUAAAUCCAUCGACAAAUUAUAGAGUAACAGUGAAACAGGAUGUGACACAGGAAGGAAUUGCUGCCGAAGCGCAAAUCGUUAACGUUGAUAGCAGUGAUAGUGGCCCAUACUUUUGUCAAGCCAGUAAUUUGUAUGGUCGAGAUCAGCAAUUGGUUCAGCUUCAAGUUUUAGAGCCACCACAGGCACCAUCGUCGUUGACAGCUGCGCUGAUUACAAGUCGUACGGUUAAUUUGAAAUGGCAGCCACGCGGAUCGGAUGCAUCUGAAGUGACAAAAUAUAUUGUAGAAUAUAUGGAACAUGAUCGUCCGUGGCAAGAGAUUGUCAUCACCGACCAGCCACAAUAUACGGCUUUAAUUGAAAAUUUGAAGCCAGCUACCAGGUAUAUAUUUCGUGUGAUUGCCGAGGGUCAGGCAGGACAAAGUGCUCCGAGUCAAGAGUUACAUGUGAAAACUGAGCCGCAGAGACCUGCCGGACCACCAUUGAAUUUAUCAGCUCGCCCACUGUCAUCGACUGAAAUACUAGUAACUUGGAUGCCACCUUUGGCUGAAUUGCGCCAUGGGGAAAUUCAAGGCUUCAAUAUUGGCUAUAAAACGUCAACCACACCGGGAAAUAAUAAUUAUAAUUUCACAUCCGUUUCGGGUGACGGCGAAGAUGGGACAGGCGAAUAUCUGUUGAGUGGCCUACUAAAAUAUACUCGGUAUAAUAUUGUUAUUCAGGCUUUCAAUCAAGUUGGAUCCGGUCCCUUGUCUGAACCAGCUACAGCACAAACACUGGAAGAUGUACCAAGUAUGCCACCAGAAAAUGUCCGUUGUGCACCACUUACAUCUCAAUCAUUGCAAAUAUCAUGGCAGCCACCAUCAAGUCAUCAUACAAACGGUUUGCUGCAAGGCUAUAAAGUUAACUUUGAAUUCAUGUCAGAUCUUAUAAGUGGAAUGAACGAUGACAUUGACUCAAGAAAAACCACCGAUCUGACCAUCGUUUUGACUGGACUAAAAAAGUUUACCAACUACAGCAUUCAGGUUCUUGCUUUCACCCGGAUUGGAGAUGGCGUUGUAUCAAAGCCAUUAUACUGUCAAACAGAGGAAGACGCUCCGGAAGCGCCAGUAGACAUCAAAGUUGUUGUUAGCUCACCUCAGUCAUUAUUUGUUUUAUGGCUACCGCCAUUCGAACCAAAUGGAAACAUAAUCAAAUACAAUCUUUAUACUCGUGUUGUUAAUGGGAGAGAAGAAUUAAAUCAUGAGAAACGAAGCUUGGGUGCGCAGGUCUUGAAUUAUGAGGCGAAGGGGCUUCAAGCGCACAUAGAAUACCAAUUUUGGGUAACAGCAUCGACCCGUGUUGGCGAAGGGAAAAGCUCACGAGUUGCCUCAGCCAUAACAAAUAACCGUGUUUUGGCAAAAAUUAUUUCAUUCGGUGGUCCUGUGGUGCGCACUUGGCGAUCAUCGGUAACUUUAUCGUGUAUGGCUGUUGGAAAUCCGCGACGUGAAUGGUUUAAAGGGGACGUUUUAUUGAGACAAGGGCAUUCGCAUAAUGUUCAAAUACUUGACAGUGGAGAUUUAAUGCUAACUAAUUUACAAAUCAUUGACAAUGGUAACUACAGUUGUCAUGUUGAUAACACCAACGGAAAUGAUGUCAUUACGUAUCAAUUGAUCAUCCAAGUUCCACCCAGCUCACCUGUCCUAUAUGUAACUAGCGCUACUUCAAGUAGUAUCUUAAUGCACUGGAAAGUUACAUCAAAUGGAAAUGCACCAUUGCUUGGGUUUACUUUGUAUUAUCGUCGAAGUCAUGGAAAUCUCGAAGAAAUGACCUUGUCUCGUCACGCUUCAAGCCAUGAAUUGAAGGGUUUAAUGUGUGGAAGCACUUAUCAGGUUUACUUGACCUGCAAUAACAAAAUAGGAACGUCGCCAUCGAGUACAACACUACAUGUUAGAACCCAGGGCCAGGCACCCGGCGUUCCAACAGCUGCAUCUACACUCAUAUCACCAAAUUCAACGACAGCUGUGCUCCGCCUUCACAAUUGGCCAGAUAAUGGAUGUCCAAUCAUUUACUAUGUUCUCCAAUAUCGAAUGAUGUCUAAUCGUUUUGAAAACGAGUGGAUUCUCGUUUCAAACGCUUUAAAACCUCAACGCCGCUUUACAUUAUCAGGAUUGUUGCCCACAACAUUGUAUCAAUUGCGAAUGGAAGCUCACAAUGUGGCAGGAUCGUCAAGUGCUGAAUACAAUUUCAUUACACUCACUAAAGAAGGCGAUGCACCACCGCCUGAACUGAUUCACAGGCGACCACCAGCUAUUGGAUUUUAUAACAAUGCGAACUUUUUAACUGUACUUAUUAUUACUUCGGUCACUGGAAUUACAUUUUUACUCACAUCACUAUAUCUUUGCUAUAAAAACCGUCGGGAAAAUCGUGUUCGAAAAGAAACGAAAGAAAAUCGUGAAAAUAGCGAAGCAGCUCAACGUGAACGCUAUUACGCAACAAUACAUAAAGUUUCUCACCAAGCGGGCGAUAAAAUACCUGAAGGACCAGAGGACAUAUCGCCAUAUGCAACAUUUCAGCUAUCUGAAGCCAGUACACUUGCUCAACCUCAUCCGGGUCCGGCAAAUACACUGCUACAUUCGUUUAUGUACCAUGAGCGAGCUUUACAGGAAGGUUGCGCAUCGCCACCACCAGCGGUACUAAGCCAACAUAAUUCAAAAUCAUCACACUAUUAUAAUAUUAAUUCGAAAAAUCGGCGACGACACUCUCGCAAAACAGAACCAGAGAGUGAAUCAGAUUCAGACCAAGAUCCAUUGACAUCAAGUCGAACUGAAUCAUCGAAUCAAUUGGAUGGCAAAAUGAAACAUAGUAUUAUUUAUCAUGGCAACCAAUCAAGUACAUCGUCUGAUCUGUCGCCCAUGUCGGAGCAGAAGUCGUUGCCACGUCGUGGUAGAUCCAGGGGCACAAUGCGAAAUCUUCUACCUCUACAAUUGCCAACAAUUGGUGGAAUCGGAAAUUAUCAUCAUCAAAUUCCAAAUGAAUCCGGAACGCCAUGCGUAGCUGAGCUAUCCGAAGCCGAAUGUGACAUUGAUACACUGAAAAAACUUAAGCUAGAUAUACGUUCAUCGCUCUGGUCACGACCAAAUCUAAUUGCCAAUAUAGCCAACAAAGUUGACGACGUUCCAAAUCUGAACAGUAACAAUCAACUACGCCAAUCCAUUGAACCCGAAAACAAUCCAUCUGACUAUUCAAUAGCUGUUUAAUCUUAUCGCAUCUUAUCGAUGUAACGCUACGUCAUCAAUGCAGGAAAAUCACGAUUACAUCGCACAUUCAUCAUUCACAUAUUUAUACAAUCUUCCCAACAAAUCAAACAUACAAAAAAGGACAUCUCACGUACACUUCUAUUAUUAGCAAAGACGAUCUAAAAAAGAACUGUUUCUCUUUCUUUGGAUACAAAGUUUAGGUAAAAGUAUUUUUUCAAAAUUAUAAAUGUAUAUAUUCUAUAGAAAACGUUUUUUUUUUUUGUAAAUGAAUCUUAUUGAGAAAAAAAAAUAUUUCGGACAACCCAGUGCCAAAUUUUUGUGAAUAUUUGCAAGUAGUAACAAAACAGAUGAAUAGAUUUUUUAACAUAUACAUCAAAAACAAAUGAGAAAUAACCAAAAAAAAUGAUAACCAGAAUUUAAAAAAAAAAACAAUACUCUCGAUGUUUUGAGACCAUCAAAAUUAACUAUGAAACUUGGGGAGAACAUGUGAACCUUUGAAGAAAAAAAGAACUGUAAAAUCAAACAAUGCACCUCGUCUUACGAUGAUGAGAUUGCCUCGGCAAUUUCACAUAAUUUUGGUUUGUUUUCAAUGAAAUAUGUGUAUGCAGUUUACGUUUCAAGCACAUGUAUUAUAAAAUCGAAAGCGUUGUUGUUAAUUUUAAAAGUCCGUUGAUUGGUUUGUAAAUGAAAUACGUUGCGAUCAAAUCGAUAGGGAAUCAACGGAAAUUUAACAUUAACAAAAAAAAAACAGAAUAAAAUAGAGUUUUAUAAGUGAUAAAUCAGACAAAAAAAUUUUAAAAUCAAAAUACUUUAAAGAGACGUAUAUAUAAAUAAUAUACACAGGUUAGAUAUCUAAAGUGAUUGUUAAGUAAGUUUGUCAUAUUUAUAUUUAGUAUUAAAGUGAGAGCCCGAAAUGAAACGGACAUUUCUUGAUUUUUGUUGAAAUUAUUCUUUGGAAAAAUCAUAUUUAAGUAACAGUUAAAACCCAUCAAUAAGUCGAGACAACGCAAUUAAUUUGCAACACGGUCGGCUCGUAUCUAUCUGUGUGUUUUAAAAUCUAAAUCAUACAAAAAAUAUUAACUAACUAAUCAAUGACAUUUUUAAUUUAUAUAUUGUCAAUUCCUCACUUCCGAUGACUGCCCACUAGGGUGUUUUUGAUAUCAGUCAAAUGAAAAGUGCCACAGAAACCUAUGAAUGAUACCAACCCCCCGUGCUCAGUCUGGGUUAAAGCAGUAUGUAAUAUGCUAGUUCAAAAAUGUUGUUUGAAAAAAAUCUAUUCUAAUUAACAUUUCUUAUUUCUAUUCUAUCUGAUUCGUUCAAUUGUAAACAUGAA
Molecule: messenger RNA, 6190 nt
Organism: Sitodiplosis mosellana (orange wheat blossom midge)
Lineage: Eukaryota; Metazoa; Arthropoda; Insecta; Diptera; Cecidomyiidae
Gene: Dscam2
Product: cell adhesion molecule Dscam2
Exons: 19
Coding region: 139-4857 (1572 amino acids)
Biological process (GO): cell-cell adhesion; axon guidance
Cellular component (GO): plasma membrane; axon
Molecular function (GO): protein binding
Source: RefSeq, a predicted model, not a curated record